AUGAUGAAUGCGACAAGCGCUGAUCAGGCUCCGGCCCAGACACCGAAUACGGCUGCGGCUGCAGCUCCAGCUGUUACUCCAGCUUCAGAGCAGCAACUACAAAUACAAACACAACUACAGCAACAGCAGCAGCAGAAGAAAACUGCUUCAUCCGAGAACGAACCCCGGAAACGCACGCCGGCCAUGACGCGUGACCGACACAACCAGCAGUCGCUGGGCGCAUCACUCAAUACCUCUGUCAAGCAGGCUCGUGUGCUCAUGGUUGGUGCUGGCGGAAUUGGAUGCGAGUUGCUCAAGAAUCUGGUCCUCACAGGCUUUGGCGAAAUACAUAUUGUUGACCUCGAUACCAUCGACCUUUCGAAUCUGAACCGACAGUUUCUUUUCCGUCACGAGCACAUAAAAAGAUCCAAGGCUCUAGUGGCCAAGGAGGCAGCAGAACGGUUCAAUCCCAAUGUCAAAAUUGUCGCACACCAUGGCAAUAUAAAGGACGAUGAAUUCACUGUGGCCUGGUUCCAGCAAUUCCGCAUUGCUUUCAAUGCUCUUGAUAACCUCGAAGCGCGCAGGCACGUCAAUAAGAUGUGCCUGGCAGCUGAUGUACCCCUGAUCGAGAGUGGCACCACCGGAUUCAAUGGCCAGGUGCAGGUUAUCAAAAAAGGCGUUACUGCAUGCUACGACUGCACUCCGAAGGAAGCACCCAAGUCCUUCCCUGUGUGUACAAUUCGAAGCACCCCCAGCCAACCCAUCCACUGCAUUGUAUGGGGUAAAAGUUAUUUGCUCAACGAGAUAUUUGGCACAAGUGAAGAUCAGGCCGCGUUUGACCACUCAACAGAUGCUGACAAUGCCAAGGAGAUUGAGGAGUUGAAGAAAGAAUCGGAAGCCCUCAAGAUGAUUCGGGAUGCUACUGGCACGUCCAAGUUCCCUCAGAUGCUAUUUGACAAGGUGUUCAACGCCGACAUCGAGCGACUACGUUCCGUGGAGGGGAUGUGGACAUCCCGGCGAGCUCCUGAAUCUCUUCGAUAUCAGACCAUUCUCGCGCAGGCUGGCGAUGCUAUCGCCAACAAGGACAAGAUUCUAAAUGACGAUCAGCGGGUUUGGUCCCUGGAAGAGAGUCUAGCGGUCUUCAAUGACAGUCUUGACCGACUAAGCAAGCGGAUUCUUGAACUCAAGAAGAACAAAAAUCCCGAAGACCCCGACCCCACAAUCACAUUUGACAAGGAUGAUAUUGAUACCCUCGACUUUGUGACAGCAAGCGCCAACAUUCGCUCAACAAUCUUUGGAAUUGACAAGAAGUCUCGUUUCGAUACCAAACAGAUGGCAGGCAACAUUAUUCCAGCGAUUGCCACAACCAACGCAAUCGUCGCUGGUCUCUGUGUUCUUCAGUCCUUCAAAGUUCUGAAGGGCGAGUAUGCACAGUCUAAGGAGGUCUUCCUGACCCCCUUUGCCCCAGCUCGACUCCUGGCCCCUGAUAGGUCCAGAGAGCCAAAUCCCGAAUGCCCCGUUUGCGGUGUUCACUUCACAACUAUUGUUGCAGAUCUGUCUCGGGCGACUCUCAAGGAUCUCGUUGAUGACAUCGUCUUGUCAAAACUGGGAUUUGAAGGCAAGGAGUUUGUCGUGAACAAUGACAUAGGAACCUUGGUUGAAUGUUUUGAAGACGGCGACGACGAGAAUCUACCCAAAAAGCUGACUGAUCUCGGUAUUAAGAAGGACUCGUUCUUGACUGUCAUCGACCAGGACGACGAAGACACGUUCGUCAAUGUGGUUAUUAAUGUCCAAGAAGGUACAUUGAAAGAAGACGAGAAACCGGUCAAGGCUACAUUCCCGGAUGUCCCUGAGAUUCCACGCCGACCAAAGAAGCUCCAACCAGUCUCCGCGAAUGGCAAUGGGGAACUCAACAACGGGCAGGCCGUUAGUGCCGAGCCGAAGGGUAUCAAGAGACCGCAUGGAGAGGACGCUGAACCACCUCUCAAGAAACUCAAGAUCACCGAACCCGGAACCGAUAUUGUAGACGUGGACGAAGUCCAAAGCCAUGCCGCCGGCGGCGCUAUCGUCAUUGACGAUUGA
Molecule: messenger RNA, 2061 nt
Organism: Fusarium tjaetaba
Lineage: Eukaryota; Fungi; Ascomycota; Sordariomycetes; Hypocreales; Nectriaceae
Product: ubiquitin-like 1-activating enzyme E1 B
Exons: 7
Coding region: 1-2061 (686 amino acids)
Biological process (GO): protein sumoylation
Cellular component (GO): SUMO activating enzyme complex; cytoplasm
Molecular function (GO): SUMO activating enzyme activity
Source: RefSeq, a predicted model, not a curated record